Messenger RNA from Scylla paramamosain (green mud crab), 8390 nucleotides. RefSeq names its product proteoglycan 4-like. Bases 571 to 4710 code for a protein of 1379 amino acids. Gene Ontology annotation, cellular component: extracellular region. The record is from RefSeq and is a predicted model, not a curated record. The transcript has 10 exons. Lineage: Eukaryota; Metazoa; Arthropoda; Malacostraca; Decapoda; Portunidae. Gene Ontology annotation, molecular function: chitin binding.
AGAGAGAGAGAGAGAGAGAGAGAGAGCAGUGAUAUCUUGCAAAUUCUUAUAGGAAACUGACGUAUUUUAGUUUAUGAAUUUGACAAAACGUAGCUCAGAGUGUAGAAAAUGUCCUCACUGAUAGCUCCUAGCUAUUCUCGUAGUGAUUAUCAUCUUUUCGUUAUGUAGAAAGUGUUUUCUAUCUGUUUUGUGUUUAGAAAGUUCGAAGGGCGGAGUAAGAGCUAAAAUGUAUGAAGCAAAGACUUUUAGUGCUGCGAAUGAUACUUGUCAACACCUUAUUACAUUUCUGAUUAUUAUUCUCGUCAAGGGGAGAAACAUAGGGGGUGGGGGAGUCGAGGAGGAGGAGGAUCUAUAAGGAUAGUAUUAAGAAUUGCGGGGAGGAGUCUAGAGGGAGCACCUGGAGUUCUAAAGGAGCUAAAGAAGCCUGAUGGUCUACCUGGUCGCUGGCGGCAGUCAGUCGUGUGCCAGCCGUGACUGGAAGUGGAGUGCGUGUUUACUGAAGCCAAACAGACCGUGUGGAUGGGGCAGUGACAUUCUCAGCGGCAGCAAGAAGACGCGGGCGGCGGCGUGAUGGGCGGGGCUUGGGGCCUGCUGCUCCUGCUGGCUAUAACAGGUGUGGUGAGAUGUGCCGGAGCGGACAGCAGCGGAGGAGCACAGCUUCCCGAAGUGAGCGUGACAGCCGCAUCUCCCAUCGACCUUUCCCACCCGCACUCUCUCCCGUCUCAGGACGUGGAUGCUCAGGAGAGGAAUAGCAAGGGUGAAGGCAAGGAGGCGGAUGGAAAGGGUUUAGUGGUUGACGAAGGACUGACAGAGGAUGACCACGUGGCUGACUCUAGGCACAGUGCCACCUCCCCUUCAGCUUCUAGCCGCAUGCUGUUCGUGGGGAAGGACAUUCACCCUUCCCUCGCUGCCAAUUCAACCACCAACAGAACGAGGGACCUUCUGACUUGGCGUCUCAAAGACCAGACACGUCUGAAGGAUCUCACUAACAAGAUUCUGGCCAGUGUGAAGGAUCAGUGGCGGCGGAACGAGGAGUUUGGAAUCCUGAACAAACAUCCUCAUGACGUAGGAGCCUCAGAUGGACAGAGCGAGGCAGGAUCCCAGGUUGUGGAGAGACGAGUGGCGCCACCCAAACACUUUAGCCGCCACCCAAGUCGACUGCCCUGCCCUCGCCGAGGCUGUAAGUCUGCUAAUGAGACCCUGGAACUACGUCGUCGCCUUAUGCACGAUCUCCAAUCCUCCUUCAGUGCCCCGCUGCCCUCCAGGAUUCGGUACCGCCUCAAGAAAAAACCCUCCAUUUACACCUCCAAGAAGCCCAGCUCGCGUCAAGACAUCGGGGUGCCGGACAUAUAUGAGACUGAAGUCUCCAUCACCCCGAAGCUGAGGCGCCGUCCACCCGCCCAUCUCACUCAAGGCGGCCAUUCCAAUGAGUUUGGUUUCGCCGCAGACAGAAAAUUCAGUCAGUUUGUAUUGCCGGAGGCGCAGCAGCACGUUGCCUUGGAGUCUUUGGCGACCCCAGACGACACAGCUGCUGAUGACACCUCCACCCAGACAUACAUUCCUCUCAGUUCGGUCUCAGCAUCUGAUCUUCCUACCAGUCUGGUGUACCGGCCUCCGCGCCGUCCUCCUGGCAGCCAGAGGCGACGCACCAGUGGUCUUCUCCGGCGUCCAUCUACAUCCGAACCCCACUAUUUCACCACUCCUUCCUCCCUCCAACACCUCAGUAUUCAAGCCCAUCUUCCCUACCGCCGUCCUGUCUCUUUCAGGUACAGUAGAACACCGAACGCUGGUGGUGGUUCCACACAUUCCACCUCUUCUGCCCCUAGGGUUCAUCACUCCACCAUUACCAACCAAGACGACUCCACACAUGUCACAAACAUCCCUCUCCAUAGCAGCACAGCCUCGGGAAACACUCACCCUUCUCAGAAAUAUCUUCCUCCAAACAAGGAAUACAUUCCCCCACGAGGAACGUCGCCCAAAACUCCUGCCAGAGAAGAACCCACCAAGCCUCCCGUACACUACGUGCCGCCACAGAAUGAAUACCUCCCAUCCAAACCCACGACAGAUGUCAAGCCUUCCACCGAGCCUUCCCCGAUGUACCAGCCUCCUUCUAAGGAAUAUAUCCCCCACGAACCGCCCCAUCAGGAUUACAAGGCACCCACCGAGCACUCCGAGGAGCCCCAUUCACAGCCACCGAGAAAGUACAUUCCCCCCAACAAAGAAUAUUUGCCCCCAAAGGAUAAUCAGGAAGAUUUCCCUGCACCAUCGAAGGAAUAUCAUCCCCCGAAGACUACUUCCAAAGUGCCAUCCAGACACUACUUAACACCUGACAAGGAAUACAAGCCUGUCACUAGACGACCCCACCGACCCUCCUCGGAGCAAAAGACUCCUGCGACAGGAUACUCUGAACCUCCCAGAAAGUAUCUUCCUCCUGAUAAGAACUUUGGGUCAGACGGGAGUGGCCUGGGUGGUCGACGACCUCCGUCUCGGAGACGUAGACCUGGUAAAAGGAGGAGAAAGAACAGGAAACGCCCAACUCCUCCUAGUAGGAAAUACAUCCCCCCUAACAAGGAGUAUCUGCCCCCUCACACUGACUCUCUCUCCGACAAAGAACCUUCGAAAACUUACGAAACACCUGACAAAGAAUAUUUGCCUCCCAAAAACUACUCCUCGCAUUCUGAUUCCGUGACGGCAACCACUGUAACAGUGCCUUAUACUAUCCCAUCCAGGACAUACCUGCCGCCUCACCUUGCCCGCAGUACUGCAGCUCCCCCUUACACCACUCCUACUCCUCAUUCUAAUUAUGUACCCCCACACCUCCCCACUCCACCCACUUCGUCUCCCAAGCAGCCGCAUUCAGGAUUCAGUUCCCCAGCUGUGACCUACGGGCCUCCAGUCAGGACUUACCAGCCGCCCACUAAUAGUUACAUCCCGCCCCAAGGGACUACCACGCUUCCAGGCUGGCUGCACAGCAUUAAGACAGACCACGCCUCAUCAGGUCCCGCCCAGCCUGAGGUGUAUGUUUCCAGAUUUCCCCCACCUCUUAAAGUGUUUGCCGAUCACCAUACCUCCUCCAUAACGACACCCCAGCCUGCGUACACUCCUCCAGUGAGGACUUAUCAGCCUCCCAUUAAGGAAUAUCUCCCUCCCACCCUCUCUCACGCUACCACUUCCAAGCCAGCCUAUACAGGACCGCCGCCGCCACCGAUUCAUCGACCUCUUGAUCCUGCUUUUCUUCCAGUCCCUAAGCGGCCCUCCACCCAUUACCUACCUCAUCAUGCAGACUAUCAGUCACCUGGACACGCUGACGCCACUCACCCCACGGCCACACCUAAGCCUCACUACAUCACCAUCAUCCUGCCUCCUGAAACCUCUCCCAAACCAGAUUAUGUUCCUCCAGCUGCUCCUAAGAAGGAAUACGUUCCCCCGUCUUCCCCUAAACCAGAUUAUGUCCCUCCGUCUUCCCCUAAACCAGAUUAUGUCCCUCCGUCUUCCCCUAAACCAGAUUAUGUCCCUCCCUCUUCCCCUAAACCACAUUAUGUUCCUCCAGCUGCUCCUAAGGAGUACGUUCCCCCGUCAUCCCCUAAACCAGAUUAUGUCCCUCCGUCUUCCCCUAAACCAGAUUACGUCCCUCCGUCCUCUCCUAAAACAAACUAUAUUCCCCCGUCUUCCCCUAAACCAGAUUACGUUCCUCCGCCUUCCUCUAAACCAGAUUACUUGCCUCCAACCUCUCCUAAACCGGAGUACGUGCCGCCUAAAGUACCCAGACCCGUGUCCCCUGCCAGACAUCCUCCAGCCAGCGUCACCACCUACAGACCCUUGCACGAUCCCAAGAUACAGCAACUACAAGACUUUAGCCAUCCUGGGAAAAGCCGGCCCUCCCCCUCCAGGCCUUCCUCCCCCCCGGUGUACUAUCCCACCACAACCGGCCCAGGAUACAAUGAACUACCACCGCACAUCACCGGCCAUCGCCCUCUAACACCAAAACCCUUCAUCGAGGAUUAUUAUGAUGAUGAUGAUGAUUACUACUAUGAUGACGAAGACGAUGACUAUUACUAUUACUAUGAUGAUGAUGAUGAUGACUAUUAUUAUGACUAUGAUGAUUAUUACGACUAUUAUUAUUACUACGAUGACUACGACUACGGCCCCUACUCAGCGCCUCUGCGAACUCCCUUCCAACUCACCUUCCAAGACGACUACGACAUCCACGAGAGCGACAUCCUGGAGUACGGUUACAUCGCCGGCAUUCCUGGUCGAGCGGGUCGCGACUAUCCCAUCCUCAGUUACAUCCCUCUCACGUCUUUUGGCUGUGACCUGGUGGCAGACUACCCUGGAUACUAUGCUGACAUGGAGGCCGGCUGUCAGGUUUUCCACAUCUGUCACCGUAGUGGCCGACAAGACUCCUUCCUCUGUCCCAAUGGUACUGUGUUCAACCAGAAGUACUUUGUAUGCGACUGGUGGUACAACUUUGCCUGUGAGGACGCGCCCUUUUUCUAUCCUGUGAACGCUGCUAUCGGGCAACCGGGCGUCCCCCUACAUAGGAACGCUUUCGAGCCUGAUCUGCGGGUGGUUCACAACCUUCCACCCCUCCACGCACGCCCACGUCCACACCCACAACCACGUCCAGCCACACUUAUUCCCCAUCACCAGCCUGAGCUGGUAACUCUCGCACCUCUCCCUCCUGAACUUGUCCACACCGCCUUAGGAUGAAAUGUAGGACUCCCACUACCUGUUGUCGUCGCUCAAGCGGGAUAACCAAGUCAUUUAAUGCCGGGGAGCACUACAGGACGCCAUCAUCACCAACACGCAGCUCCUUACUUUUUUUUUAUUUUUUUUUUUAUUAGUCCUGCUUAAUGUUGUGUGGGUAAUGGCUACCCACGGCUUCUCAGUAUUGAUUUUACUUUUAGGAAUUAAGCCAUAGAUUUUUUUUUUUUCUGAGGUGACUGUAUGCAGGAUAAUACUGGGUCUUGCAUGAAUUCACCCUGUGUAAGUCCUGUGUCUUUCUUGGGCUUUCAUAAUGUUUCGGUUCGGACUCUCACAAGGUGUAGUUCCUUGUGUACCUGGCGUCCUGUUAUCUUGCUGAUUACGUAUUCAGUAACCUCUUAUUGAAAUCCUUUGUUUUAGUCCGUUAUUGUGGUUAUUUGUUGUAGUCCUCACAUGUUAGUUACACUUUGUUUCACUCGUUUGAUGGGUUCCUUGUCCCUGCAAGGUGCUCAUAUAUAGUCCCACAGGUAUGCUCGUUGUCCACUGUGAGUAUCUAGUCCGUUGUUGUGUAAAUACUAGUUCUUAUAUCACCCUUCAGGCAUCCUGUCUUAUCCCUCGUGAUAAGACCACAUGCGCCUUCCUUAUUUUAGACUGUGAGGGAAAGUUCCUACUUCAAAAGAAUAUUCAGAAAUGUUUACCGAUGUAAUGAUGAUGGUGAAAAUUCUCCGUAGGUAAAGUUAAAUGGAGGAUCAUGUCUUUAGAAUAAUGUCGGUGUUGUCCCUCAUUUCUCAGCAUUACACGUGACUUGCGACACAACAAAGGAAGAGGUAUAGUACGCAUCGUGAGGUCGUAAGAAGCGUUUUUUUUUUUUUUCAUUCAUAAAAUGCAGUUAAAAAAAAUGUGGCCACACACACACACACACACACACACACACACACACACACACACACACACACACACACACACACACACACACACACACACACAUGCGCGCGCGCGCGCGUGAGAAGAAUAAAUGGAUGAUGAUGUUAUAUUGGUCACACAUUUGAAGUAUUCUUUAUAAGUAGACAACUACAUCUUUUGUUUGAGUUGCUGCUUUUCAGAUUUGCUCUUGAACCUUCUAUUUGAAUGGUAGAGUAAUAUUCCAGUACAUUGAUUUUAGUGUAACAAUGACUUUUCUGUUGUUUUGAUAUUGUAAAUGAAGAAUAUUGUCAUGUCACUACUUACAUUAUAGAAUUUUUACAUCCACUUUCACAUUCAGGUCGUGAUGUUCUUCAAAUAUAGUUUAUAUAACUACCAUUUUUCUGAAUGAAAUUUUUUUUUUCUCUCUCUCUCUCUCUCUCUCUCUCUCUCUCUCUCUCUCUCUCUAACAAGUAAUUUUUACAACGAUCUAUGUUCUGUUAGCAAUUAUACUGGAAUCUAAUUUUUUGCAUGUUAUCGUGAUCAUUCGUGUUGUUGGCAUGAAUUGCUUAUCGUUGCCGUAAAAAAAACAAAAAAGUGCGCCUGCAGGCAGAUAGAGAUUACUGCUGCUAAUGUUAUUCUUACUGGAAUUUUAUAUGAAGAAAAUAAAUAAAUAAAGAAAGAAAGAGUAGAAAAAAGUACUUGAGAAAAUGUGGUAUGUCGAGUAUAAUACAGACUUGUGUGAUCGGGUACUCUCUCUCUCUCUCUCUCUCUCUCAGUUGAUAUUGAUUUUUUAUGCUAUAAGCGACUCGUUACUCCCAAGUCAGGCCUUUAUAACGGCAACUCCUGUCUGUGAAAACAAACAAAACAAACAGAACACACAGGAAACAAGCAGUAUCCAUCACAACUCUAAUUCCUACACCUAGUACACAAUACAUUCUCUCCAGAAACUCCUUCCGUGGCAACUGGCAGUUAACUACUGCAAACAACUGAGAACUUUAUUUUUAUUUUAUUUUUUCCAUCGGAAUAUUAAAAGGCAGAAUCUACUGAGGCUGUGGUGAGUUGAUAAGGAAGGGCAAAGUAAGCAAAGUAAAUACAGGGCAGGAAGGCGACGGGAAAUAGUCGACUGUUUCCUUACCCAACAUAUUCACGAUGUAACCCGAAUCAGAGUUGACAAUACAGUUAAUACUCUUGACCUUCUUUUCACUAAUGAUGAAGAAAUUUUUAGAGGAUAUCAAGGUUGACAGUCCCCUAGGAAGAAAUGACCACGCCUGCAUUUUUGUGAGUGUUGGUAUACAGGAAGUGGAAGAUGUGUCGAAGAAACAAGUCUUUAUGUAUGAGAAGGCUGACUAUCAACUAAUGAAAAGAAAACUGGAUAUUGACUGGUUACAAUAUUUCGGAAAAGAUUCUGAUACAGAAGAAAAAUGGGCAAAAUUAUGUAAUAAAAUACAGACAGUAAGAGAAGAGUCUAUAGACUCUAUACCAAAGAAACAGGUUAGGAAAAAAAAAAAAAGACAAGAAAACGGACCAACAAAAGCAUUGCAAUAAAUAGAAAAUUGUGGCCGAGGUUUUAAAAGAAAGAGAGAGGGCAACACGCAAGAUUACUAAAAGGGUGUUGAGAUGGAGUAUAGACGCUUAAAUAAUCAAGUAAGAAAGGACACUAGAAAUGUUGAGAAAAUUAAGGAGAGAGAAGUGGCAAAGCAUAUUAAGAGAAUCCCAAAGUUUUUAGAGGUAUGUAACAACAAAAACAAAAAUGAAGUCUAGCAUUGGUGAACUAUACCAAGAUACUGUUGAAACUGAAAAGAUUACCAGUAAUAAGGAGAAAGCAAAUUCACCAUCAGCAAUUUGCAAGUGUAUUUAUUGAAGAAAUCGAAGGGCAAUCGCCACUAAUCACACUAAUACUCGCGGGAGUUCAAGAAAGAUUUAUAAAUCUCGAGCACGACUUGACCUGAGAAAAAUAUUUAUUAUCCCAUCGAGCAGUGAACAUUUGCAAUGAUUUGCCAGAGUGGGUAGUGUGUGCUGACUCAGUGAAGAGCUUUGAGACUAGACUCGUUAAAUACUGGAAAAGGCUAGAGCUGAAAUUUAACUGCCGAGCACAUAUAACCAACCACCACACGCGGCCAACAAACUAAUGAUGUUGAGGCUGCCCUACUGGAGUCACAGGCUUGCUAGGGCCUCUACCAGAAAAUCGUCCCUGUAAGUCCAUGUAAGUCAGCUGACUGUCAGACUCACUCUUGUCCCCAAGAUGACAGGCGUGGGUAAGGGUGCGCCAUGUCACCAGCGAGUCGUCCAAACACGCAGCCCAGCAUAGGAAGGAGACUGGCAGAGGAAUUAAAGUAGAUCUUGUACUGACAGGAGACAAAGACGAUGAAAAUAGUGAGCUUCUUAGAAAAUUUUCCGGUAGACACUUAAUUAAGGAUGUAAAUGAAGACACAAGCAAACCAAUAGUGGUGGUGGCAGUGAUCCCCAUAGUGGACAAGUGUUGGUGAAAAGACCACAUCAGUAGGAUCGUGACGAAGAUAAUCAAUUAACUCCAGUGGCUGCCCCGCUGAGUGGCGUAUCAAUGGUGGACCUGAUGAGUAGACGUGGGCCCAUGGCAGUGGUGUACCUAAUGGGUGGACGUGUCAGUGAUUGACCUGUGGGUGGACCCGCCAGUGGCGGACCAGGGAUCCUUGUCGCUUCACCUGCCUGCUUCAUCUGGUGGGAUUGUUGUAGUAUGGAAGGCUAUGGACCACAAGAUGACUGUGAGGUGACCGGAUCGAGGAGCAUCAAUGGCCGGCCAAAGC